AUGGUAGAUAACUAUGUAGUUAGAAAUCCAGUUUUCGAUGGGACAAAUUAUGCAUUUUGGAAUAUCAAGAUGAAAGCCUAUCUGAACGCACUUAGUUAUGAUGUUUGGCAAUCCGUGGUAGAUGGAUACACACCUCCAUCAACUCCUCCAACCGAUGCAGUAGGAAAGAGGAAAAGUGAGAAUAAUGCCAAAGUAGAACAUGCUCUCCUAUGCAGCCUGGCUGAUUCUGAAUUUACAAAAGUCAUGCAUUGCAAAUCAGCAAAAGAGAUAUGGAACAAAUUGAAAAGUAUCUAUGAAGGGGAUGAAAAGGUAAGAGAGGACAAGCUUCAAUCACUUAGAAUGAAAUUUGAAAGCCUUAAAAUGAAGGAAGAUGAAGAUAUCGCCACCUACUUUUUGCAUGUGGAUGAAAUCGUAAAUGCAAUCAUAGCAUUAGGAGAAGAAGUUGAAGACACACCACUCGUUCGAAAGUUGUUGAGAACAUUGACAAUGAAAUUUGAUCCUAAGAUAUCAGCAAUAGAAGAAAUGAAGGAUUUGAAAACAUUAACAAAAGAUGAAUUGUUUGGAAUCCUCACAGCCUAUGAAAUGAGGAGAGAAGACAAACCAUCACAAAAGGAGGUAUCUUUCAAAGCAUCAAAGAAGGGCAAGAACAAAAAUCAUACACCAAAAGAGAGUACAAGCAGUGAAUCAGAUGAGGUUGAAGCUUACUUCAUGAGAAAGUUCAAAAAGGGCAAAGGCAAAUUCCCUUUCAAAUGUUUCAAUUGUGGCAAGGUUGGGCAUUAUGCUUCAAAGUGUCCUCAAAAUGAAAGUGAUAGCAGUGAAGAGGAGAAGAAAAGCUAUUCAAAGAAGAAAGGAAAGAAAUACUUCAAGAAGAACUACUCAAAACAUAAGAAAAGCUUCUACUCUAAGCAAAGUUCCAGUUCAUUGGAGGAAACUUCUGAAGAUAUGUCCAGCAGUGAUGGAGAAGAGAUUCUUUUUAUGGCAAUGAAAGUCAAAGAUGAUGAAGAUGAGAAGGAAGAAGGACAAGAGGCUAUAUGUGAUGAAGAAGAUAUAGAUGAAGGAAAGCAAUUUGAGAAAGCUAUAGAAGAUCAUCCUAAGGAACAAAGUGAUGAAGAAGAAUUAAAAGAAGAAAGUGAAAAUGAGGAACAAGAAAGUUUUGAAACUCCAUCAAAAACACCGUCAGAGACACCUUUAAAAACACCAUCAAAAACUCCAUCAAAGUUUGUUCAGAAAAAUCAUCCAGAAAGCUUGGUUAUUGGAGAGUUGGAUAUAAACAUUCAGACAAGGAGGAGACUAGCUACCACCAUAAAACAUGCUCAUUUCUGUCUACUUUCUAAGAUAGAACCAAGGAAUUUUGAUGAAGCUAGUGAAGACAAGUAUUGGGUAAAUGCUAUGAAUGAGGAGUUGGACCAAAUUGAAAGAAAUCACACAUGCGAGCUUGUUCCAAGACCCUCAAACAAAAAUGUCAUUGGGACCAAGUGGGUUUUUUCGCAAUAA
Cryptomeria japonica (Japanese cedar) is the source of this 1494-nucleotide messenger RNA. RefSeq lists its product as uncharacterized. The record is from RefSeq and is a predicted model, not a curated record. NCBI's taxonomy places the organism in Eukaryota, Viridiplantae, Streptophyta, Pinopsida, Cupressales, Cupressaceae. Gene Ontology annotation, molecular function: nucleic acid binding; zinc ion binding. The coding region runs from base 1 to 1494 and encodes 497 amino acids. The transcript is spliced from 2 exons.